AUGGCUCGCACGCUCCUCAUUUGCAUGGUGAUCGUCCUCCUCGUCGCACCAUCCGUUUUCGCCCGCAAACAUCCCGACGGCGCUGGUCACCAUAACCGCAACGGCACGCGCACUGGAGGACACCACAAGGGCGGCGGGCACCACAAGAGCGGUGGGGCCAGCUCGUCGGGUCUAACCAGCAGCAAGGGCGUCACGGCGGGCAAGACCUGCAAAAAGUCAUCGCUGGGAUACAAGGCGGCCGUCGAUCUCACCGGAAAAGGGCUGCUUUUCCACUGGACGGUCUCUGGCUCGACCCUCAGCGCCGCGAUUGAAGCCAAGUCCACCAGCGGCGCCAACAAGGGCUACGUCUCCGUCGGCUUCUCGUCGAACGGGAAAAUGUACCCCGCGGACGCGGUCGUGGGCAUUAACGGGGGCUCCACUACAGCGUACAAGCUGACCUCGUACAGUUCGUACGCGCCCAGCAAGACUUUAUCGUAG
Messenger RNA from Closterium sp. Naga37s-1, 477 nucleotides. NCBI's taxonomy places the organism in Eukaryota, Viridiplantae, Streptophyta, Zygnematophyceae, Desmidiales, Closteriaceae. The record is from the annotation of a GenBank genome assembly.